Spodoptera littoralis (African cotton leafworm) is the source of this 2037-nucleotide messenger RNA. The record is from the annotation of a GenBank genome assembly. Lineage: Eukaryota; Metazoa; Arthropoda; Insecta; Lepidoptera; Noctuidae.
AUGGCUGAUUUUGAAGACGACUGGAAUGAAGAAUCGCCGACAAAUUUUGCUCCAACAUUUCAAUCAAAUGCUGCGGGAGCGGCACCCCCAACUCGACAAUAUCGAGGCAGAACUUUCCGAGGGAGUAACCGAAACUCGAAUAAUGACUCAAAUUGGAGGGAGCGUGGGAAUACUAGCAACAGCAGUGGCAGUGGUGAUUAUCGCCGCAACUACGAUGGUGCAGGCGGACGGCGUGACUUUAAACGAGACGCUGGUAAUAAGAAAGUAAUUUAUGUUCCGUCUAACAAAGUAGGGCGUAUCAUAGGCAAAGGAGGAAUCAAAAUAAAAGAUCUUCAAUUCGAAUCCGAUGCCCGAAUCAAAGUAGGAGAUUCGAAUGGCAAUGAAACUGAUGUUACUCUCACCGGCACGGAUGAUGCUAUAUCCAAGGCUCAACAAAUGAUAGAAAAACUUAUUGAAGACUUCAAACCUCAGGAAAAAGAAGAACACGAUAACAAAGAGGAUAGUGGAACUCGCUCGAAAGAGUUUUUUAAAAUUAACGAGAAUGGAGAUCAAGUAAUUGAUUGGGAUAAGCUUAAUGCUUAUCAUAAUCAGGUGCAACAAAAUCGUUACGAAAAGUUACCCCCUAUAGUUAAAGAUUUUUAUAAAGAAGAUCCUGCAAUAGCAGCUAUGUCAGAUGAUGAGGUAAAACGAUGGCGAUUAGAAAAUUAUGAUAUUCAGGUUAAAAGAACGUUUGAAGACAAGCCUGGGUUGCGCAAAAUUCCCAACCCAGUCCUUACUUUUGAACAAGCAUUUCAACAUUACCCUGAUAUCUUGACUGAGAUAUACAAGCAGGAUUUUAAGUCUCCAUCGCCAAUACAAAGCCAAGCUUGGCCCAUUCUUCUGAGUGGUGAAGAUAUGAUAGGUAUCGCACAGACUGGUACGGGGAAAACAUUGGCUUUCCUUUUACCAGCCUUAAUUCAUAUUGAUGGUCAAACAGUGCCAAGAGAAGAAAGAGAAGGUCCCACAGUAUUAAUUUUGGCUCCCACCCGAGAGUUAGCCAUACAGAUUGACAAAGAAGUAUCUAAGUACCAGUAUAAAGGUAUUAAGUCAGUAUGUUUGUAUGGAGGAGGUGAUCGUAAAGAACAAAUUAAAGUUGUAGCCAAAGGUGUGGACAUUGUUAUAGCUACACCUGGUAGACUUAAUGACUUAGUAUUGGCCCGCCAUUUAAAUGCUAUUAAUUUCUCAUACAUUGUGUUAGAUGAAGCUGAUCGCAUGUUGGACAUGGGUUUUGAACCACAAAUAAAGAAAUCAUUAUUUGACGUUAGACCUGAUCGCCAGACAGUGAUGACCUCGGCCACAUGGCCGCCCGGAGUAAGACGACUUGCCGAAUCAUACAUGAAAGAUCCCAUACAAGUGAAUGUUGGAUCUUUAGAUCUCGCUGCUGUUCACACCGUAACACAAAAAAUUUUAUUUCUUGAGGAAGAUGAUAAAGAACCUGCCUUGUUUGAAUUCUUGAACAACAUGGAUCCAAAUGAUAAAGUUAUUAUAUUUUGUGGUAAAAAAGCCACAGCAGUACAUAUAUCUACAGAACUAUGCGUUAAAGGCAUAGAAUGUCAAUCAUUGCAUGGGGAUAGAGAUCAAACCGACCGGGAGGCAGCAUUAAAUGACAUGGUUGACGGAUCUGUUAAUAUUUUAGUGGCAACAGAUGUGGCGUCGAGAGGUAUAGAUAUAAAAGACCUCACGCAUGUUAUCAACUUAGACUUUCCGCGCCAUAUUGAAGAAUAUGUGCACAGAGUCGGUAGGACCGGCCGUGCGGGGAAAACUGGUAUAUCCCUGACUUUUGUAACUAGACAGGAUUGGGGAAGUGCGAAGGAACUUAUUAAAAUCCUCGAAGAAGCAAAUCAGGAAGUUCCCGAUGAGUUGCUGCAAAUGGCGUCAAGGUUUGAAGCCAUGAAAUUACGUAGAGACAAAGAGAGAGGUGAAGGUUCUGGUGGUCGUGGUCGUGGAGGCAGAGGCGGAGGCGGUUCCUAUGGCCGAGGCAGAAGAGACCGCUGGUAA